Onychostruthus taczanowskii (white-rumped snowfinch) is the source of this 3742-nucleotide messenger RNA. Its product is annotated as serine/arginine repetitive matrix protein 1-like. The transcript has a single exon. NCBI's taxonomy places the organism in Eukaryota, Metazoa, Chordata, Aves, Passeriformes, Passeridae. The record is from RefSeq and is a predicted model, not a curated record. The coding region runs from base 2674 to 3543 and encodes 289 amino acids.
CAUAGGGGCAACUGAGACUUAACAGCUCACAUGCUAUACACUUAAGCACGUUUAACAUUUCAACUCAAGCACUGCUACUACAUCUUGUACACAUAAAGAACAGUUUGCCUAUUGCAAUCUUUCUCAUACACUGCACACAACACAGCAUUUCAUUGGCAAAAUUUCAGUUACACACACAAGCAGCACCAGAGUAAAAACACAAAUGUGCUUUUGUAAUACAGUAAUAAUGUCAUGAGAACAAUGAUUUUUGAAUUUUCAAAUCUCUGAACAGUCGUUAUGUUUGUUUUAAUAUUGCCAGAAUAGAUAGAAACAUUUUUAUCUCAUCACAUCAUUCAACACAAGUUUGUAAAAGUCUGAUCAUCCAAAAUGGGAGAAAGUACAGACUGGACAGAUUAAUAAAUUACAUGUCUGGGACAUCACACAUUUAGUUCUCCCUUGCACACUUUGCACCUGGAACUUUGAAUUAAAAAUGGGUUUUUUUACUUCAAGGAACAUUUGGAAAAUUUAAAUCCAUGAUUGGUUGGUUGGGUUUUUUCCCUCCAGAAAAAAAGAGCAUAACUUCUGCAUGUUCUGAGAUUCCAGUUCAAUGCCAUCCCUGUCCUGUGUUUUUUCAACUUUGACCUGUUAAGUUUUAAAAUAAAAUCUUGCGGUAACUGAGGCUCUUUUUAAAAGUGAUUCAAAUGUACAUGGGAUUUCAUCACCCCACCUUGCAGUAGGGAAAUACCAGACAACAUUAGCUAAGGAAUAUUACUUUCAGGUCACUUGGGAUUUGACAGUAAAAUGAAGAGCCAGGGCCUUGUCAAAGCGGUGCCAGUUAUCCAACAGAAUGUGAGGCAAUGGACCAAUUCCCCAUUAUAACCUACAGAGAGACUGUAAACAACCUACAGAGACACUGUAAACAAAUACUAAAGGGCCAUGAAGAUCACUUUCUGUAUUUCAUUAAAACAGGGAGCAGUUUCAUACUCACAAAAUUCACAGUUCAGUACUGGUGUCAUGUCACUCCAGGUUAGGCAGCAGAUGACACCUCCAGCCCCAGAGACUGAUGUGUUUUAGGGGGGUUAAAAGUUGCUCACCCCACCUUGUGAGGCAAUUUGUGUGCUACAGAUUCUCAAAUAUAAAAGCUACUCAGAGUUUGGCAUCCAGCACAUGAUUGCUGCCAGUCAAGCGGAUUUAAGGGCAUAUUUUAAUCUCUCUCACAUUAUUCUGGUCCUGGAAUUUUUUGCUUCGAGCUCAUAGUAAUGCUGAGUUGGGUAACUCAGGCCAGGGCAAGGGGCUCCCCAUGAUAGGUGUUAGUUUACAAAGAUGGCAGUGUUUUCUAAUGCUAAUGUAUUCCCAUGCUGCAUACCUCAACUAACAGUUUCAUCUCUAACAAACGCACUGGAAUAUGCUGAUAGCUCUAACUCGACAGCACAAUAUCAUACAGACAGGGGCCAGUGCCAAAUGGUUAGUUAAGCAGAUAAGAAAGGCACUCAUUCUUCCUUUAAAAAAAAAAAAAAAAAAAAAAAAGGAAGCUAUUGCAGUCAGGCAGACAGAGUGUGGAUGGGAGCUGGCAGAUUCCACAAUACAGAGUCACGUCAAAAAUGGCCUCCUGCAAACUGUUCCUUCAAGCAUUUGAGUCAGCCAAAAGGGAGGAAUCUUUCCCAUUAUCCACAGGAGUUUUACCUCCCUAUUCCACAGCAAAGCAACAUUUCCUAUACAUUUUGACAUAAAAGCAUGUAAGAAGCUCAGAGAAUAAAUUGCACUCUGCAGCAGAGGAAAACUCCUCUCCCCACUUUCUGUUUCCAGUCCUAAAGUUGAGUCGGGACUUUAUUUUGACAGUUCCCUGGUCUGUGAAUGGAAAAUCCCUCCUCAGCACUAGCAGGCUGGUGUCUGCUGCACACACCCACUGCACACAGCAGAAAUUCCAGUCAAUAAGGCAAGUGGGGCCCAGGCGCUGGGAGGGGAGGAAGGAGACAUACAAACAAUAAGAAAAGCAUCUGGCUCUGUUACUGGCUGGGAAGGAGACUGGAGUUCAAAAAAGACACAACUGCAGCCUUCACUUCACAGGAAGAUCAUAUCAAUUCUUGCUGCCCUACUUUUCACACAGACCAAAAUAUGUGGAAAAGGUAACCUGGGGCUUCCAACCCACACUUUAAUGCAAUUCCAUUAACUCAAGAACGGUGAUGAAACCCACCUUGGACGUUUUUGUCCCACAGGACGAAAACAUAUCCCUGCUCCUGCUUUAGGCCUGUGGAAUCAGCCCAAAAAGUAAAGUCCUUUGCUGAACAUGAGUGAGCCAUCCCUCUACCACCACACUAAUGGAGGCUGCUCUGCUGUCCUUCCCUGGAGAUAGCAGCCAAGUCUAGUGAAGCUUUUCUCAUAGCAACCAGAGCUCCAGAGCCAACAGCAGCUGCUGUCACUGCCUUCAACGCUUACCCACAGGAUCCAGAGCACAGCAACACCCUCCUCCCUGCACCUCUACAGCAAAAGAAAAAAAAACCCUGAAUGCCGGCAACAAGAUGACUUCCUGGGUCAACCACAAGAAGAAGAAAAAAAUAAAUCCUAGUAUUUCCUAUACAAGUGAAAAGAGGAAUCUCUGAUUAUUGAAAAAAAAAAAAAAAGAAAUUCCUUUUUUGGAUUUAGAUUCUGGCAGCAACACCCAGUCAGGGUGGGGGCAACUGCCUGAAAUCCAUAAUGUACCAGCACACCAUCAGACACCAACAUCAAGUUCUUCCCUCACCCAAGGAGAGAGGUUCGCCCCCGCCGUACCCCCAACGCUCUCAUUACAUCAUGGCCCGAGCCCGCAGCAGCCACAGGAGCCCUGCAGCACCCCGUGACCUCUCCAGCCCCGCAGAACACGCUCUUCCCCCCCAGCAGCGCACCCAGGAUCUCAGCUGGUGUCAGAGGAGCACGAGGACACGGCCGGGAAGGGGCUGCGAACCCCUCCUCGCUGCUACACCCAUCUCCCCCGCUUCCACAGGGCCACACGCGGCCUCGCCUCUCUCCCUCCCCCGGGACGGCGAGACACUGCCCGGCGCCGCUUCCCCGCCCGGCCCGGCGGUGAACUCCGGUCACCGGCACCCAAGGACGAGCCGCCGGUCGACAGUGACCUUGCCGGUGCCGUCGGGGGUCGGAGCGCGGGUAGCGCGGCGGGGAACCCCCCCUGCGCCGGCGGUGGCCGCGGUGACGGGCGAGGAAAUGCGGGAGGAUCCUCGCUGCAGCCGCCGGCGCCGGGAGCGGGGGUUACGGAGGAAGGCGCCGCGCGGGCACCAUGAGAAAGCAGAAAAUGCAGGUCAAACACCGCCUCCACCGAGGCCCGGAGGGGCCGGCGGUUCGGGGCGGGCAGCCACAGCCCGGAGGCUGCCCCGAGCCGGACAACGACCCCCGAGGCCCCUCGGGACAAUGCGAGGACACGGGGGCGCGGAGAAGGCCGGGCUGCAGCGGGGCUUCACCGGCGCUCGCCUUCACCGACAAAGCCCCGCGGCCGCUCCAGCCCCAACUCCGGCCCUGGCACUGCACCGGCCACCAGCGUCCCGAGCCCGCGCACCGCCGGGCCCGCCAUGAUGCCCGCACACCGCGCCGGACCGGGUCAGCUCGGGCCGGGCCUCCGGGGGCACGGCGGGGCGCUGCUGACCGGGCUGCCAAGGCAGCGCAGAGCAGAGCGUCAGACCGCGGGCCGCGCAGGAGCUCCCGCGGCCGCCCGCCCAGCCGCCCGCCCCAGCGUUCCCUCCCGCCACCGGGUACGGCCGGUUCCCGCCUGCCC